AAUUUCUGCAUAUAUAUGUAUUCGUAAAUGAGACUGAACUAUCUUUUCUGUGUACUUAUUUGUACCUAGUCAUGUUGAUUGUACAUUCAAUUAACCGCCCCAGGGUAGCGCGUGUUGUUAUGACUGCCCCGUAUAUUGGGAUGUGCUCGGUAUCGAGUUACUAUAUCGAUAAGUGAUAUACAUGAUCUCAGUCCGGAGCUAUACAUAUGUAUACAAGAUGUCAGCCCGGAUGAUCUAAGUAGGACUGUGUGAAUAUACUGUCUACAGUUGUAACAAUGGGAUUUCUUCGGAGCACGUCUAACUGCGAACUUAAAGUGUUCGGACGCUGAUUUUGGGAAUUUGUUAUUUUACAAGCUUCUACGGAUUGUUUGAACAUCCACGUACCCAACUGUAACCAUGUAAUUCAUGACGUCGUUAACUACACCUUUGAAUUCCACCAUUAGACGAUGGACCUGAUAAUGAAGAAAAGCUACGCUAAGUUAUUAGUAUUAAGUGGUGGCUGGUUCCUCUUCUUCCUCAGCUUCUCCUCAAUACGGAACGUCACCAGCAGCAUCAACCAUGAGGAUGGUUUGGGCCUAUGCUCUAUGGCCGGUACAUACGCGGGAUUCAUGUUGGCUUGCUGUGUUACUGCUAGUAUAGUGAGACGCUACACCAGUAAGUGGGUUCUGGUUGUUUCAUUAGGUAUACAAAUAGUCUUCGUGUUGGCCAAUCUGAGCCGGAACCUCUAUCUGCUGGUGCCGAUUUCUGUACUAUGUGGUGCCUCUCAGGCCGCAAUGUGGACAGCGGCCAGCACUUACGUUAUAGAUCUUGUAAUGCAGCUUGAGGUCAGAGGAUCCCCAGGAAUGGUUUCUAGAAGUCUUAAAGCUAGAAUGUUUGGUAUUUUCUUCUUCUUUGGAUCAUUGGCGCCCGUGUUUGGGGCUCUAUUAACUUCUUUUAUACUAUCUUACGACAAAAGUGAUAGGCUCGUUCAAAUUUCAAAGGCUAAUAACACGAAUUUCGGGAAUCAUGAGUCCUUUACCAGUAACUGUAGUAAUGCUUCCUCUAUAGGUACGGUUAAUAUAGGAGAGUACCGGACUAGAGAGACUAUAGAUUCUCUAUGUGGCCCCAGGUUCUGUCAUGCUAACUUUGAUCAAUAUGCCGAAAGGGCCGUGAACAAGGAAACUCGUGCUCUCCUUUUCGGAGUAUACACGGCGUGUAUGGCGACUGCUUUGUUAGGUUAUGCAUUUUUUCUAGACGGCAGUAAAACUUUGAAGGAGGUUCUGUGUUCUGGCCAAGUAUGCGUCGACUUCCUGGAGGACACAAAAUCAGUCUUCAAGCUCAUUGUGGAAUGUAAUUUUCUGCUGAUCAUUCCACUCAUUCUGUUUCACGGGAUCCAAACAGCUUUCUUCUCCGGCGAAGUCACAAAGGCGUUUGCUGGCUGCCUGUAUGGGAUAGAUAUGGUUGGGUACUUCGUGGCUGUGUUUGGUACCAGUGCUGCAUUGACCGCCUUUACCACGGGAUUCGCCUCCAAAAUCGUCAACAGAACAUUCUUUCUGUCAACCGCUGCGGUGGUGGACCUAUUUGCUCUAGUGGCGAUGUCGAUUUGGUCCGCUGAUAAUGGUGACAUGCUUUACGUGUUUGCGCUGGCCUUUCUAUGGGGGAUAGGAGAGGGAAUAUGGACUACGCAUUUAAACAGUUUGGUAGGAGCCCUUUAUUCGAACAGACCAGAAGCCGCCUAUUCUGCCUACAACCUUGUUCUGUCCUUUGGAUUGACAGUGGGGUAUUUAUACUCUAACUAUGUGUGUAUGAAUAUUAAAAUAUACGUGACCGGGUGUCUGUGCAUCAUUGGUAUAUGCAGCUAUCUAGCAUUUAUACAAAAGAAACCUUUCUAUCGGCUGCAAGGGGAGACUAUUAUAGUCACAACCAAUGCAGACGUGCUGGAAACAGAGCAGCUUAACGCCAACACACCCCAGACCGAGGAAUGACGUUAUAAAAGGAGAACACACAGUUCUAGACCAGGACUUAUUCUGGAGUUGGGAUACAAUUAAGAUGCAUCUCCCACCGAAGAUUGAGGAUAGCAUGCACCCCCUCUGGUCUGAAAAACCAGGUCAAACUCCGGAGAAAUCAGGCUCUCUUAAGGGUGUCCAAAACAAAACAGAACAAAUCCCAGACCCAGGAAUUAGGUUGAACAAGAACAACCUUGGCCUUGGAAGGAGGUCGAAUAAGGACAACCUUGACCCAGGAAGAUGUCUGAGCAGGGCAUAUAUUAGUCCGGACCUAUUGGUGCUUGGAAAUGUUAUUUGACGCAUUCUACAUCCGACAGCGAUGAAUACCAUAUGAAGUAGUAGUUAGCGUCUCUUAUACACAAUGUAGCCGACACUACUGUGUCUUACGUUUGUGUAAAUUCUGUCACGGAACCUUGGUUAAUUACAUUAUACUCGAGUGUACGUUGGAUUGCUGCAAGCGUCCGAAAAUUUCAUUUAUCUCUCUGUCCGACGAUCAUACAGAUAUACAAAUGUCAAUGUACUCCUGUCAAGGAUAGAACUAGUUAAGCUUAUAUUAUACACAUGUAUGUCAAAAUCGUCACCAAUCAACUUUAAAGACUAAACAAUUUCCCUUCCGAGAGUACGAAAUCGACCAUUCAGUACACAAUGACAUUCCCUAGAAAAUACGUUUAUGUCGGGUUCGCCUGGCCACUAAUGGCAGGUACACACAACUAUACAUUGUUUUAAAAUGUGACAGGUGCGACGUGUUUAAUAGUGACACGGUUGUAUGUGCUUCACGUUCUUUUGAAUUCAAUAUUGAAAAUUUUGAAUUUUUUGAAAUUUAUUUAAUUACUGGGCCAUCGGUAUUGUACGCCGCCGUCCAGAUUUUGAUAUUUUUACGACCCAUUUCUGUAUCAACACUUUAGACCAUUGGCAUCACUUAAGGGUCUUAAAAGGACGACGAAACAGAUAAUGGUUUAAUUCAAAUUUUGGCGCCACUGUAAAUCUAACUGUGGCCCAAACUCUCUACUUGUAUUGAAGGGUACUUAUAUCUUAUAAUGGUUUUGUACAAUACUUUGACAUUAAUAUCUUAUGAUGGUUUUGUACAAUACUUUGGCAUCAAUAUCUUAUGAUGGUUUUGUACAAUACUUUGACAUUAAUAUCUUAUGUUGGUUUUGUACAAUACUUUGACAUUAAAAUAUCUUAUGGUGGUUUUGUACAAUACUUUGACAUUAAUAUCUUAUGGUGGUUUUGUACAAUACUUUGACAUUAAUAUCUUAUAAUGGUUUUGUACGAUACUUUGACAUUAAUAUCUUAUGUUCGUUUUGUACAAUACUUUGGCAUGAAAUGACUUUGUGGUCAUUAUCACUAGGUGAUUUAAGUGAAAUCCGGCAUCAAAGAAUACUCGAACAUGCACAUUAUUUGCUACAACGCUGUUUAUUCCUUUAAUGGUUUAUGUGAGAACUCCUAAAAUAUAAACAGGUCGACAAAACUGGAAUUAAUUAUAAUCCUUGUCAUAAUACAUAUAAUAUACCACAAUACUAAUAUACAGAAUAUCUAUCGGUCUACAGUUUAGUUCCUUUCGCUUUUGUAUCAAAUUGUGAAAUGUCUUUUAUUAUUUACUCUCUUAUAUAUAUCAUUAAGAUGCUACAUUGCCGACAGCGUUAACGCUGCCUGACAUAAAGGUGUAUACAAUUGCACCCACCAUAUUGAAAUUAACACUAACAGCGACGACGACAAAAGUGUCCUAAAAAUGAUCGCUUAGAGGACCAAAUGUUACGUACCAAAUAUAGAAAACAAAAGUUACGUACCAAAUAUAGAAAACAAAAGUUACGUACCAAAUAUAGAAAACAAAAGUUACGUACCAAAUAUAGAAAACAAAGGUUACGUACCAAAUAUAGAGGCAGAAGAAGUAGCUAUUAUUUAUUAUUUCAAUUGAGAAGAUAAAGAGAAGCUCGAAUGCAACUUUUGGUAUUUUAUAAAAUAUUUUGUAUACAAAGCCUAUUGUUGUUUUCACAUUGUUGUUAUACACAUUUAUAACAGUAUUUUAUGCAUAAAUUAUGGAUGGUAUUAUUUAAUGGUCGUGCACAUUCCUGAGCCAUACCUUAUGUUAUAAAGAAAUCUUAUGUCAGAUAUAUACAAAUUUGUAUAAUGAUAAGUCCUUUAACACUGUAAACGUACAUAUAAAUAUAUGUAAUAUUUGUUUUUAUAAAAAGGGCAUUUUACAGUAUUGUUACGUCUAUUAACAAUGCUAUGCUCAUUGUUAUAAGCUUAAUUAAUUAGAAUAAUGCUUAUAAUUAGGAUGGUGUAUACUGUAUACUGACAACGAUUGAGAACGACAUAUUCUAACAAUAAAUACGUUAUAUUUUCACA
This is a messenger RNA of Pecten maximus, 4337 nucleotides long. RefSeq names its product protein unc-93 homolog A-like. NCBI's taxonomy places the organism in Eukaryota, Metazoa, Mollusca, Bivalvia, Pectinida, Pectinidae. The record is from RefSeq and is a predicted model, not a curated record. The transcript is spliced from 4 exons. The coding region runs from base 447 to 1964 and encodes 505 amino acids.